This is a messenger RNA of Symbiodinium necroappetens, 549 nucleotides long. The record is from the annotation of a GenBank genome assembly. Lineage: Eukaryota; Dinophyceae; Suessiales; Symbiodiniaceae.
AUGGUGUCCUACGUCGCGGACCUUUGCGCCAGAAUCGAGUUCUUCCAGAAAUGGAUUGACGAAGGCAUUCCUGAAGCAUUCUGGUUGUCAGGCUUCUACUUUACUCAGUCCUUUCUGACGGGCCAGCUGCAAAACUAUGCCCGGACUCUGAAGCUGCCCAUCGACACGUUGAUCUGGAACUUCAAGGUGCUGAAGCAUUCGGCAGAGCUCAGUCGACCGGCUUCGGGCUGCUUGGCCUACGGCAUCUUCGUGGACGGCGCGCGUUGGGAUGACGACGACAGCGUGAUAGCGGAGAGCCUUCCGAAGGUGUUGUUCAGUGGACUACCGACCAUUCACCUCACACCAUGUGAGACGUCGAAGGACCCUACAGACCGCCGGAUGGUCUAUCCUUCGCCACUUUACAAAACGUCAGGCCGCAAAGGUACGCUAACCACCACCGGCCACAGCACGAACUUUGUGAUGACGCUCCUUCUUCCGAUAACGAAGCAGCACACAGAGAAGUACUGGGCAAAGCGUGGCGUUGCCUGUCUCCUGCAGCUGGACGACUGA